GAAACUCUGACCUAGCUAAAAGAACGGUCCAGAUCUCUUCCUACAUUCCUUGAAUAUAUGAAUCCAAAGAUUCCGCAACUCUACUCUGCUGCUGCUUUGAUCAUCAUCUUCCUCUUAUAGCUUCCGAGAGAUUUAUAUCAAUCACCAUGUCGAGGAUCUUCGCCAUUCUUCCUCUCGCUGCUGUUUUUCUUCUCCUCCUUGUUUCACCGAUUGUAGCCAUCGAUGUCCAUUACUGUGAAGAGAACGCAGAGUAUGAAGUUAAAGUGAAAGAGGUUGAUAUAUCUCCUAAUCCUAUAGCACCAGGCGAGCCAGCUACUUUCACCAUCUCUGCCAACACAGGCCGUGAGAUUUCGUUUGGGAAGCUGGUGAUUGAAGUUUCAUACUUUGGAUGGCAUGUUCACUCUGAGACUCAUGACCUCUGCACUGAGACUAGUUGUCCUAUACAAACCGGAGAUUUCUUGGUUGCACACUCUCAAGUUCUUCCUGGUUAUACUCCUCCUGGUUCAUACUUGCUGAAAAUGAAGAUGCUUGAUGCAAAGAAGAAGGAGUUAACAUGCAUCAAAUUCUCGUUCGACAUUGGACUCAGAGCAUCUGUGGCUGACAUUUAGAGCAGCUUCACCUGUAUUGGUGAUUGUAUAGAUAGUUUAGGAAAAUUGUUAAUUCUUUCUAUAUCAGUUAUGUCAGACCCUGAAUGUGAAGGUGAUCUUAUUUUUUGGACACCAAUGUGAAUGUGCUUUCUUCACCAUAAGAUGUAUCACCAGGUCUUAUGGCAAUCAGUCAAAUGCUUGGAACGGUAUAACUGACAAGGUCUCAACCAUCAUAUGUAAUGCGAAAAAGUAAUCAGAGUAAAGUAUAUGAUUAAAUAGAAAAUUUUGACUAA
Molecule: messenger RNA, 880 nt
Organism: Arabidopsis thaliana (thale cress)
Lineage: Eukaryota; Viridiplantae; Streptophyta; Magnoliopsida; Brassicales; Brassicaceae
Product: Immunoglobulin E-set superfamily protein
Exons: 4
Coding region: 147-608 (153 amino acids)
Biological process (GO): intracellular sterol transport; sterol transport
Molecular function (GO): sterol binding
Source: RefSeq, marked reviewed